AAAAAUAUAUWUUUUUAAAGGAAUGUAGUAAAAAUAAUACGAAAUCAUAAAGUACAGAUACCCKAAAAAAUAAGCAGUUGGCCUACWUUAAAGUAUUUGUACUUAAGUACUUUACAUCACUGCUUUGUGGUAACUGCCCUCUGGACCACCAUAAUCACAACGUUUUUCAACUGGUCGUUCAUUAAUACCGUAAAGUCUCUCCCGCGCGUGAGAUACCUCUGCCCCGUAUUCUUGCACGGUAGUCUACUACAUACAUUAAGGGUGUAGGCUUUUCACUAGGAACUAAAUGGAACUAUUUUAUUUUGUCCAAUAGAAACUCUAAUUUUCCGUUUCUACAUUGUAGCUAUGAAUUCACCCUAUAUAAAUUGGCUUUAGCGGACGUUGUUAGUCACGCACCCACCGGCAACUGAAAAAGUAACGUUAGCCUACUCCAGCACUUCAAAAGUUGUAGCUGUUUCUCGCAAAGAUUUACAACGUCCAGGAACCGAGAUUACACACAGAUUAUCCAUGGCACGUGGUGGUACUGAAUGCGAUAGCCCUGUGGUGCAUAGGGAGAGGGAAUGCCAUACCAUGCAGAAACUCAAAUUUGCACAGGAAACGAGUACAUUGCCUAAAAWGAGCCAUGCGUUGCCGACCUGCACCAGUGAUGAUGGCCCUAUAGUUUGGGGGUUUUCUGAAGAACGACCCAUAAAUAAAAUAGGAAAAUCAACAAAUAAAAAAUGGUAUAACAAUGCAGAGCUAAAGCAGAGCCUUAGGGAGACUGGGGUGGAGAAAGGUGUAGAGGAAAAGGCAAGCACUGCAAAUGGGGAAAGUAGUGGAGGGAAUGUUGAAGAGUUGAAGGGGGAUAUAGCUGAAAAUGAACUGGAGGAAAAGAGUGAUGCUUUAGUUGUACAAGUAGAGUAUGUGGGUGACAAAGCCAGUGUGGAGUACAGAGAGGGAGAUGGUCUUGCCCCAGGGGGAGUAGAGGAGGUGACUGAGAUGGCUGCUAAGGUGGAGUUUGAAGAUGGGAUGAGAGCUGAGAUGAAAGGGGGAAAGGGGACAGACCGUUAUGAGUCAGGGGAGGAGGUCGUCGCUGAGAGGGCUGUGAAGAGAGAGAUUGAAGAGAAAGAUACAGAGGGAAAACGCAUCCUAGAGAAAGAACACAAGGUGGCUCCCAAGAGGAAGAAUAUAAGGAAACGCAGACGAUCAGCCAAACCUCAACGUGACAAAGAGGCAAAUUCCAGUGCUUCCUUUGUAGAGACCGUUCURUUAUGGCUGUUGACAGUUUUCCUAUGGUGGCAGGCCUUCUCGUCAAGGAAGUUCCCUUUGUCCGUAUGGAUUGUAUUUUUGAUAUUCAUGUCCAGGAUGGCAUGUGGCGUUGAGGGUCUCUUUAUUGAUACAAGCAACGAUCACUGGAAUGUGUCAUGCAUUGCAUGUAAGAGUCCUGAGUGUGCUGCUGCUGUGAAUAAGAUAUGGUGUGGGGAGGAUGAGCUGUUGAAGGGUUUACCGAUUCCACUCUGCACAAGCAUUCCUCAAAAGCCGAAGACUGCUUGCCACCAUGAUGGUCGGGCAUUUGUGCUUAUGGUUAAGGCGGUCAACGAGUGUAAUAUGGAAUAUUUGGAUAACCAUGUCUCCUCUGAGAAGACAGAGUGUCCACCAUUGUUGGAGGCUAUUCAAGGUAUAAACAGCAACAACACUUUGUCACCCCCACCUCUCAAUGGUUCAUCGUCUGUAGGCGUCAUUGUCGCAUCAGUUCUUACUUUCAUGCUGCUGUAUCUGCUUCUGCUCUUGCCAUGGUCUCCUGUAUUCUUCUGCUUAUUUCCUGGGCUUGAGUGCCUGACCCUGCAGGGAUUAUCCUGUUACGAGGUGACAUGGCUUUGUUGGUGUCAUUGGUGUCGUUGCAGUCUAUUUGAGUUAAAACACUGCAUCUGUCUCCCUACAGACAAAAGCAUCAGGGUGCCAGUAGAAACCAAGAUGAAGAGACUGAGAUGAGUGGUCUGAACAACGGUACCAAUCAGAAUGGAGGUCCUGCCAAUAGAGACAAUAAUGAAGAGGUGGCUGUGAACAUGCUUGAGAGCCCCCUGAGCCAUCGCCAGCAAUGAGGGCCCGUGGAGCUGUCUCUGGCAGCAUGGUUAGCAUAGAGACUAUGCUACUGAUUGUCCUUGCUCGUCUAUGAAGUGUUUUUUUUUCUGUUCAUGUCCAAAAUGUGGCACAUCUUACAUUUUCAUUUCAACAGAUAGUGCGUGUUUGUGUAACUCUUGUGUUUUCAACAUAUUUCAGUGCGGAACAUAGAUGGCAUAAGACCCUGAUUUUAUUGAUCAGGGAAAAGGGAAUGCAAAUUAUUAAGGGAACUGCUUUGGGGCUUCACAUUUUUUGCUUUUUUCCAUUCUAUGGCUUACUUGUUCAAAUAAAUAAAAGAAUGAAUGAAUGACA
This is a messenger RNA of Salvelinus sp. IW2-2015, 2412 nucleotides long. Lineage: Eukaryota; Metazoa; Chordata; Actinopteri; Salmoniformes; Salmonidae. The record is from RefSeq and is a predicted model, not a curated record.